AAUAUAGGCUUUUCACUCUCUCUCUCCCCCAUGGUUUGACUUUCACUGUAGGUAACUCCGACAUCGUUCUCGGCGAUGGAUUCUCGAAACGACGAGGAGGCGCCGUUGGUGUUGGUCUCUGGUGAGGAUCGGAAAGUAAGAGCUGGGAAGAGCUACACAAGAGAUGUUCAUAUGCUUAGUAUCUCCUUUUUGUUAAUCUUCCUCGCCUUCGGUGCCGCUCAGAACCUCGAAACGACUAUUAAUAAGGAUUUGGGAACAAUCUCUCUAGGGAUAUUGUACGUGUCCUUCAUGUUUUGCUCCAUGGUUGCUUCUUUGGUUGUCCGCUUAAUGGGAUCAAAGAAUGCUCUUAUUUUAGGAACUUCAGGGUAUUGGCUCUUCGUUGCCGCUAAUCUGAAGCCAUCAUGGAUCACUAUGGUGCCAGCCUCUUUAUACCUUGGAUUUGCAGCUUCCAUAAUAUGGGUUGGCCAGGGAACAUACCUUACAUCAAUUGCGAGAAGUCAUGCUAAAGAUCAUAAUGUGCAUGAAGGAUCAAUAAUUGGUGUCUUCAAUGGAGAGUUUUGGGCUGUCUUUGCCUGCCACCAGCUGUUUGGGAAUCUCAUUACACUUACAUUGCUCAAAGAUGGAAAGGAAGGAAGCACAACCUUAUUGUUGUUGGUGUUCCUCCUCAUUAUGACAUUUGGAACUAUACUAAUGUUCUUCAUUAGAAAAAUUGACGGAGAAGAUGGAAAAGAACCUGUGGGUUCUUCUAUGGGCUUAGUUGAUUCCUUGGUUUCUCUUCCAAGGAUGAUAAUCACUCCUUUGCUCGACGUACGGAUGCUACUGAUUGUCCCACUCCUUGCAUACUCAGGACUACAACAAGCAUUUGUUUGGGCUGAGUUUACAAAGGAAAUAGUCACACCUGCGAUUGGUGUCUCAGGUGUUGGCGGGGCAAUGGCUGUCUACGGAGCUCUUGACGCAGUUUGUUCAAUAACCGCUGGACGGUUUACCUCUGGUCUGUCAUCAAUCACCUUCAUAGUUUCUGGUGGAGCUGUUGCUCAAGCUUCUGUGUUUCUCUGGCUUCUUCUUGGUUACAGGACAACUAGCGGAGUACUUGGCACAGUUUACCCACUUGUAAUGGCGGCUGUGUUAGGCAUCGGUGAUGGAAUAUUAAACACUCAAAUCAGUGCUCUUCUCGCGUUACUCUUCAAACAUGACACGGAAGGAGCGUUUGCGCAGCUAAAAGUAUGGCAAAGCGCAUCGAUAGCGAUUGUGUUCUUCCUAAGCCCAUAUAUAUCAUUGCAAGCCAUGGUCAUUGUGAUGCUUGUUAUGGUCUGUGUUUCUCUCCUCUCUUUCUUGGUUUUAGCUCUUAAAGUCGAGAGUGUGUUUACACGCGACGAAUGAUGAUGCUUUUGAUUUGUUCACGUCCUAAGACAAACUCAAGCUAAAAAAACACUAUCCCCAAUUCAACUGUAAAGAACUCUACUUGUUUUUGUAAUUUGUGCAAUAAAUAUUCUCUGUAGUUUCCACCA
Messenger RNA from Raphanus sativus (radish), 1508 nucleotides. Its product is annotated as UNC93-like protein 3. The transcript has 10 exons. NCBI's taxonomy places the organism in Eukaryota, Viridiplantae, Streptophyta, Magnoliopsida, Brassicales, Brassicaceae. Gene Ontology annotation, biological process: potassium ion homeostasis. The record is from RefSeq and is a predicted model, not a curated record. The coding region runs from base 76 to 1380 and encodes 434 amino acids.